GCUGUGUUAGGUUGUCAAUCAGGCGAAUUGGGUAACAACAAGCCACCCACCUUUGUGCCGACAGAGAAUCACGGGAGUUGGAAGUUUCAGGGGGUGGAACGGGAGGAACAUGCGAAGCUGUGGGGAGCUACUGGGGUUUGGGUGUUUGUUAUUCGGUUAGGGAGGGAGAGUGCGGCGGUACACGUGUGACGGUCAGCGAGGUGGCCUUCAUGUGAGUGUGUGUCGCUCCGAGUCGCUGCGGCUGGCCUGUAUUUCCGCAGCGAGUACUGACACUAGCUAACUGUAGCUAACCUUAGCUAAGUGUAGCUAACUGUACUGUGUUCUGGCUGCUUAGCGCGUUAGCUCGGCACAAAGGGGAAGUAAGGCAGCCGCACUUCAAAGCGCAGGGGCUCUUUCCCCGGGUGCCGUGUUGUUGGACGUGCGCUGCUCCGUGCUCGGUGUUUACAAGGCUGCCAAUAGCCGUCUUGGGCUAAAGCCCGUCCCCGCUCCUGCGGCCGGCCCGCGAAGGAGCGCCACGACGCCCCGGAUCGCAGGCUGUGGCGGAGUAUGCGAAGCAGGAGGCGCACGUCGCUGAGAUGAGGACGGGGGGGAAGUUGUAGAAACCCGGGCAUUACUGUGCGCUUUCGGCCGCCGUCUUGACGUGCCCGAAUCGGGACGAGGAUGAAGAAGUUCUCCCGCAUGCCGAGGUCCGAGAGUGGCGGGCCAGGUGGAGGCUGCGGCUCGGGGUCCUCUUCGGGGGUCUCCAGCUACAUCGGAAGAGUGUUCGCCGUGGGCCGGUACCAGGUCAACGUGGAGGAGCUCAUCGCGGAAGGUGGAUUUUCUGUGGUUUUUCUUGCUCGAACUCAUAGUGGAGUUCGAUGUGCCCUGAAGAGGAUGUACGUAAACAAUGUGGCGGACCUCAGCGUCUACAAGAGGGAGAUCACAAUCAUGAAAGAGCUUUUGGAUCACAAGAAUAUUGUACGCUACUUGGAUUCUGCCAUUAAUGCCGUGGCAGAGAGUGUCUGGGAGGUCCUGAUUCUCAUGGAGUACUGCAGAGCUGGUCAGGUGGUUAAACAGAUGAACCAGCGUCUUCACACAGGCUUCAGUGAGGCAGAAGUCUUGGCUAUUUUUUGUGAUACCUGCGAGGCCGUUGCCAGGUUACAUCAGUGCAAGACCCCAAUCAUUCACCGAGAUCUAAAGGUGGAGAACAUCCUCUUGAAUGACCAGGGGCACUACGUUCUGUGCGAUUUCGGAAGUGCCACACACAAAGUGCUCCAUCCUCAUAAAGAUGGAGUGAAUGCAGUAGAAGAUGAAAUAAAAAAGUACACCACCCUCUCGUACCGAGCCCCUGAGAUGGUUAAUCUGUAUGGAGGGAAGCCCAUUACCACCAAGGCUGAUAUAUGGGCACUUGGAUGCUUGUUGUACAAGCUUUGUUUCUUCUCACUUCCAUUUGGGGAGAGCCAGGUUGCCAUGUCUGAUGGGAACUUCAUUAUUCCAGAUAACUCCAGAUUCUCCUUUAAACUGCACUGUUUAAUCAGAUACAUGCUUGAGCCAGAUGUAGAGAAGAGACCUGACAUCUACCAGGUUUCCUACUUUGCCUUCAAGUUGGCCGGAAAAGAGUGCCCUGUGCCAAAUCUCUUUAACUCUUCCCUGCCAACGUCCCUCCCAGAGCCUCUUACUGCCAGUGAGGUGGCUGCAAAGAAGAGUUUGACGAAGGCCAGAAUAACGGACUCGGUUGGACCAACAGAAACCUCAAUUGCCCCAAGACAGAGACCAAAGGCUGCAAAUGCCAAUGUUGUGUCCAUUCACAAUACUGUUACUCCUGUGAAAAUGACGGUUCCUACUGGACCAGUGAGCAAUGGACAGAAAGUGUCGGCCCCGGGGAACGGACAGUCUGCUUUGCAAACUUCCUCAGGCAGCCAGCAGCACCGCAUCCUGCAGCAGCUGCAGCCAGGAGACCUACGACUACAGCAGUUUCAAAAACAGCAGCAACAUCUUCAUCAGCAACAGCUUCAGCAGCAGCAACAACAGCAGCUUCAGCAGCAACAACAGCUCCAACAACAACAGCAGCUUCAGCAGCAACAACAGCUCCAACAACAACAGCAGCUUCAGCAGCAACAACAGCUCCAACAACAACAGCAGCUUCAGCAGCAACAACAGCUCCAACAACAGCAACAGCAGCUUCAGCAGCAGCAACAGCUCCAACAACAGCAACAGCAGCUUCAGCAGCAGCAACAGCUCCAACAACAGCAACAGCAGCUUCAGCAGCAGCAACAGCUCCAACAACAGCAACAGCAGCUUCAGCAGCAACAACAGCUCCAGCAGCAGCAACAACAGCUCCAACAACAACAACAGCAACAGCAGCAGCAACAACAGCUCCAACAACAGCAACAACAGCUUCAGCAUCAGCAGCAGCAACCAAAUCAACAACAGCUUAUUUACCUACAGCAGUACCACCAGGCCCUCCAGAUGCAUCAGCAGCCGCACAUACUCAGCCAGCAGAUGGCAAUGCAGCCUGUGUAUCAGCAGCAGGCCCAGUACGCGGCCAUGAUGCACCUGUAUCAGCAGGCCUUUGCACAGCAGCAGCAACACCAACAUCCCAAUCAUCAGCAGGUCCCCUAUCACACCUCCCCGUUGGAAUUCCAGGCUUCCCACACGAACUUUAACCCUUCUGGGUUGGGUCGCAUGGGGCCUGUCGCUGUGGAACCUUCAUUCACUAACACCAGAAACCCCUCCGUGAGUUCAGAGGUGGUUACCCCUCCCCCACAGAACAUCAGUAAUCCCCCUGAUAUGUCAGGAUGGAAUCCCUUUGGAGAAGACAACUUCUCCAAGAUGACUGAAGAGGACCUGCUGGACAGAGAGUUUGACCUCCUGAGAGCGAAAAAGCCCGUGGAGGGAGCAGCCAGUGUAGACCUCAGCAUAGGGAAGCAGCUGCCCUCAAAGCCUCUGCAGGAUGACCUUUUUGGCUCUGUACCUUUUCUGUCCAGCCCAGAUGCCAGUACGAAGACCCCAGAGCAGCCCACGCCGGAGCCUAAUCCCGCUGCUGAAGACCAACCGGUGAAAGAGUGCAAAUCCAACAAGAGAAGUGCCUCUUCUGGCCUGCUGUGCAGAGCAGGAGAGGAGUCAGACAGCGACUUCGAAUCAGAUCCUCCAUCUCCAAAGAGCAGCGAGGAGGAGGAGAUUGAGGAAGACGAAGGUCUGAACAGUGAGCAUGGUGAGUUCAACGAGUACACGGAAUGCGAGAACCUCGGGCAGAGGCCCCUGCUCAUGGAUUCUGAGGAGGAGGAUGAAGAAAAGCACAGUUCUGGUUCGGACGACGACCAGAAAAAGGGCAAAGUGCUGGCAAGGAGCCCGGCAGAGCGGAAAACACAGAGUACAGGGCAGGGAGCCGCCAGGGCAGAGUCCGGCUCCAGUCUGAUCACGCCCCCCGAGUCGCCCAUCGUGACCACGACGGACGUCUUCGGAGCAGUGCCCUUCCUCGGCAGUGACCAGGCCAAACCCGAAGCCGAAAGUGGUGACAUUUUCGCCAAGGCCCCAUUCAGACAGGCCAGCCAGGAGCAGAUUAUGGAUGAAUUUGAUGUAUUUACCAAAGCCCCAUUCAACAGAAACUUGUCCAGAACAAACAAGAGCAUUGACGCCCCAAUAGGACAAACGCCCCCUGUGUCCCCUGACAGCGUGGACGUGUUCGGCUGCUCUCCUUUCCAGCCUAGCCAUUCACCGCCGCUUUCUGCGGCCCCAGAGGAUGUCUUCGGCCAGGUACCCUUCGAAGAGAUCCCCAGCAGCCAACAACAAAAGAUAAAGCAGCGUAGCCUUCAGAAGCUCUCUUCGAGGCAGAGACGUACAAAACAGGAGACCAGCAAUAGCAAUGGUAAGCGUCACCACGGAACUCCCACCAGUGGCAGGAAGACGGGCAAGGCCAGUUUCCGUACGCCGGAACGCGUACGGCGACACAAGCGAGUGGGCAGGAGGGACUCUCAGAGCAGCAACGAGUUCCUCAGCGCCUCUGACUCCAAGGAGAACAUCAGCGUCAGCGUGGGGGAUGGCAAAGACAAGGGAGCACCUUUGCCAGCUGAGGAGGUCAACCUGGACCCAUUUGGUGCCAAACCUUUUCAUCCACAAGACACUGGCUGGAACUCUCAGCAUCAAGGGGACAUUGGUUGCUCUAAUGGGAGACCUCGAGCCACAUCUUUGCAGAGCACGUUCAGUGAGGGGAAUACCAUGGAUGACUUUGGGGCCGUGCCGUUCACGGAGAUGGUCCAUGGCGUAGCACAGCAGUCGACGCAGGUGGACCUGGAUCCUUUUGGCGCUGCUCCUUUCCCCUCAAAACCUUGACCGUCUUCCAGCGUCCAGCAUUGUGAUGAGAGAAGAUCCACACAGUCCUUGGAUUGAAUCCCCACUGAUCUGCUGCCAACCUGGGGAUACGUACUCAGUCCAAUCUUCAAAGCUUACUUUUAUAUGUAAUAUAUAUUUUAAUAAAGAAGUGGUCUUUGGACCAUGUUGGAGAGGAAUGAUCUUUUUUUAGAAUUUAUCUGCAUAGCCUUCAGCCUGCUUCUGUUCGCCAAGAAGCCUUUUUACGCGACAUAAUUGUUCUAAAAUCUACCCGUCGGGACUUUUUUAAAAAUAGGAAUUAUUGUUCGAUUGACUUGACCAUACUGUGAUAAACGCGCCUCAUUGACUGCUUGAGUUGCUGCAAAGCUUCACAUAGACUUCAGCUUCCUCUGCGAGCGAACAAUAAGAUUAACAAUAAGAGGUCGACACCACAAAGCCUUAUGGGGGGGGGGGGGAGACGCUGGGCUGCAUGGCACAGCACUGUACCUCAACCACCAAGCAAAGCCCGGCACCGCGGUGGAGCUCAAACACCUAAUGUAAGCCUUUAAAACUGUCUCACCUGGUCUCAAUUUACAUUUUCCUGCAUUUCUGUGUUUUUAGUUUUUCCUGAAUACAUGUAGCAGUUGUAUUUUUUUUUCUUUUUUGGAUUAUUAAAAUAAAAAGGGAUUUCUUUUAAUUUUUGAACUGUCAUGAGUUACAUUUUAGUAUUGAAUCUAACCGUAAUUCUAAUAUCAGACACAUUGUGUUCGGAUACUUUUAAAUAAAAUUUUGCUGUGUUUUUGUAAACAAAUUCACAAUAUCCUUACACAUGGAGUAUAAUGUGAUUGUUUUUCUGUAACAAUAUGAAAUAUCCUUGCAGUUUAAGGGGAUGAGCAAACCUCUCUCUCUCUCCUUUGCUGAUGUUGAUAAAAUCAAUAUUUACAGCUACUGACCAUUUAUACGGAAAGAGGUUUUGUAGGAAAUAGCCCUUUGCGAAAUGACCGCAGGUUGAAAUUGCUCCAUACAAAAUAAGUGCACUUUCCACAGUCUCACUUUCAUGGGAGCUCACUUGAAAGGGAUUGAAUAAAAAUUGAGUUUUGGGAAUAUAAGUGGGAUUUGCCAGUGGUGAAGUAUUUACCCACAUUAAUCCUGACUAAUAUGACUGUGUUUUUUUUUUCUCCUUUUAGUUUCUUCAUCCAUAUUGAUUUGUUUGAAAUUGAAGAAAUAAACUUAUGCAUUUUACAGUUUUUAAGUUUGAUCAAACAUCUGUUUGCUGUUUAAGUAUCCAAUAAAUCAGUUGGACUAAUGAA
Molecule: messenger RNA, 5597 nt
Organism: Brienomyrus brachyistius
Lineage: Eukaryota; Metazoa; Chordata; Actinopteri; Osteoglossiformes; Mormyridae
Gene: bmp2k
Product: BMP2 inducible kinase
Exons: 16
Coding region: 661-4311 (1216 amino acids)
Biological process (GO): protein phosphorylation
Molecular function (GO): protein kinase activity; ATP binding
Source: RefSeq, a predicted model, not a curated record